This is a messenger RNA of Eptesicus fuscus (big brown bat), 1478 nucleotides long. It is a transcript of the gene RASL11A, whose product is annotated as RAS like family 11 member A. The transcript has 4 exons. The coding region runs from base 501 to 1229 and encodes 242 amino acids. Lineage: Eukaryota; Metazoa; Chordata; Mammalia; Chiroptera; Vespertilionidae. Gene Ontology annotation, molecular function: GTPase activity; GTP binding. The record is from RefSeq and is a predicted model, not a curated record.
UUCCCUCUUCCUUUCCUCCCCCAGCUCCUAACUCUGAUCUCAGGCUCACUCACUCAUCUCAGGUUCACUCACUUGUCUAUGGACUCAGGAUCGCCUCUGCGGGCUGGAGGAGGCCACCGGGCUCAGGCGUAGCCCGGCGAGAGGCCUCCCUGCACUCUCGGGAUAGUGCCUGCAUUUCCAGCGUCUGGGGGCCGGGAAACGCGCAGGUCCCCGAGCAGAGCGCGUCAGGCUGCGAGGAGUGCGCACGCCGGCAGCGUGGUCUCCAGCUCUCGCUGCUCCCGCCCUGCCCGCCGCCACGGGGAGGGCGGGGAAGAGGAGGAGCCUGAGGCGGCCGCUGCGCCCUGGUGCGCGCGGAGUCCUUUAAAAGCCGCCGGCGGUGACAACUCGGCGGUCCGCCUGGCCCCGGUACCCCGAGUCCUCGCGCUGCCCGCUCGCCAGCCGCCCCGCUGCGGCCGAGGCCUCGCUGGGUAGGCUUGUGCUCUGGCGGCCGGACGCGCUCCAUGCGGCCGCCCAGCAUGUCCGGGCACUUUCUGCUCGCGCCCAUCCCCGAGUCCUCCUCCGACUACCUCCUGCCCAGGGACAUCAAACUGGCCGUGCUGGGCGCCGGCCGCGUGGGCAAGAGCGCAAUGAUUGUGCGCUUCCUAACCAAGAGAUUCAUUGGCGAUUAUGAACCGAAUACAGGCAAGUUGUACUCACGGCUUGUGUGUGUGGAGGGAGACCAGCUGUCCCUGCAGAUCCAGGACACCCCCGGGGGAAUCCAGGUCCAAGACAACCUCCUGCAGGUGGUUGACUCCCUGUCCAAAUGCGUGCAGUGGGCAGAGGGCUUUCUGCUGGUCUAUUCCAUCACAGACUACGACAGCUACCAGUCGAUCCGCCCCCUUUACCAGCACAUCCGGAAGGUCCACCCUGACUCGAGGGCCCCUGUCAUCAUCGUGGGCAACAAGGGGGACCUUCUGCAUGCCCGGCAGGUGCAGACCGAUGACGGUGUUCAACUGGCCAAUGAGCUGGGCAGCCUGUUCCUUGAAAUUUCCACCAGUGAAAACUACGAAGAUGUCUGUGAUGUGUUUCAGCAUCUCUGCAAAGAAGUGAGCAAGCUGCACAGCCUCGGCGGGGAGAGGAGAAGGGCCUCCAUCAUUCCUCGGCCACGCUCUCCCAACAUGCAGGACCUGAAGAGGCGCUUCAAGCAGGCUCUGUCUCCCAAAGUCAAAGCGCCCUCCGCCCUGGGGUAGACCCACCUCAGACAGACCGCCUCCUUUUUAUUACGCAUUUGUGCAGCUGAAAAGACUGGGGAGGGGGUCUCCUUUUUAAUCACACAUUCAGAGUUUAUUUUUAUACAAACUAUGGGUUUGCAAUUGUAUGUGUAUUUCUGAAAAUUCAGUGAUGGCCUAGAAGUUGAAGAGUUGUUUUUUUAAAUAAAACUUUUUUUUUUUUUUACUGUAACUGCUAGCCACCCUUCCAUUAAAGGCAAAAUGGCAACA